Messenger RNA from Phoenix dactylifera (date palm), 1144 nucleotides. The record is from RefSeq and is a predicted model, not a curated record. Lineage: Eukaryota; Viridiplantae; Streptophyta; Magnoliopsida; Arecales; Arecaceae.
GUUGUCAGGUAGAAUACCUGAAUGGAUUGGAGGGAGCCUCUUAUCAUUAAGAGUUUUCUCCGUCUGCGAUCAAAUAUGUUGGAUGGUAAUAUUCCUAAGCAGUUGUCCCUCCUUUCUUCUCUUCAAGUGUUGGAUCUUGCUGACAACAAGCUUUCUGGAACUUUGCCACCAUCAUUUGGUAAUUUCAGAGCCAUGAUUAUGAUACCACAUGGGGGCAAACCUAUUCUUUCUAAAAAUAUGGCCUCCUAUUAUACUGAGAAUAUCCAGAUAACCACGAAAGGUUCAGAACUCACAUUCACUAGUGUGCUCUCAUUUGUGGCAAGUUUAGACCUCUCAGACAACAAUAUUUCUGGAGAGAUUCCUGAGGAGUUUACAAACCUUCAUGGGCUUCAUUCCUUAAACUUAUCGGGGAAUCAUUUGACAGGAAGAAUUCCGAUCAAUAUUGGUGCCAUGGGGCAGUUGGAGUCACUUGAUCUAUCGCUGAACCACCUAUCAAGCACAAUUCCUACAAGCAUCGCAGAUUUGAAUUUUUUGGGGCACCUGAACUUGUCCCACAACAAUCUAUCAGGAAGGAUUCCAUCUGGCAACCAACUCCAAACCUUGAAUGAUCCAUCUAUCUACAUUGGCAAUCAUUAUCUUUGUGGACAGCCUCUGCUAGAAAAAUGCCCCAGCGAUGAACCUGUAGAAGGUCCAGCAGAAGAAAAACAGAAUGAAAAUGGUUCAGAAAUCAUAUGGCUUUAUGUUGGCUUAAGUCCGGGAUUUGUGGUUGGCUUCUGGGGAUUUCUUGGCAUAGUGAUGCUCAAAAAGAGCACAAGGUAUGCUUAUAUCCGAUUCAUUGACAGGAUAUGUGAUUGGAUUUAUAUGGAUGUAAUAAUAAAUUCUGCUAGGCCAAAGUCCAAGAGAAAUCGAGGACGCAGAGGAUGCAGGUAAGCAAUUGCAAAAUUGUAAUGCUUCCCCACUGUGUAUGGUUCAGGUUGAUUUGAUGUUUCUGCCAUGCAUCAUGCAUGAAAAAUUAGUAGAAAUAUGGACUAUUAGAAUAAAUAGAAAUGCUUGGAAACCAUUUAAAUGGUUUAGUUGUUAAGGACUUAAAAGCUGUAAUUGAGUGAAUUGCUUAAGCAAAAUACUCCUAGAAGCCUCUCUACAU